AUGGCGACCGUGGAGAAAGAUAGCUCUCUCCGAACGGCUUUGAUCGCCUAUGGCUCAGAGACGGGCAACUCCCAGGAUGCGGCAGAGGAGAUCGGCCGGCUGACGGAGCGGCUGUACUUCAGGACAAGAGUAGCUGAGCUUGAUGCCCUGCAGCCUAGGGACUUGUAUGGCUACCGGUUUACUGUCUUUGUAGUGCCGACUACCGGACAAGGAGAUUUCCCUGCCAAUGGGCGCAAGUUCUGGAGAUCGCUGCUCCUGAAAAGACUGCCUCCUACGUUCCUGCAAGGGGUCAGCUUUGUUCUCUUUGGGCUGGGGGAUAGCUCCUAUCCAAAGCGGCUACUACAACUAGGAGCAAGCGAGCUAUAUCCGCGCGGGGAAGCAGAUGAGCAGCAUCCAGAGGGGCUUGAAGGGACCUUUUUGCCCUGGUCUCUGGACUUGCGGAAGCAUCUUCUUGACAAGUUCCCUCUGAAGGAAGGACAACAUCCUAUUCCUGAUGAUUUCCGUCUACCACCCAAAUGGAUUCUAGACCAUUAUGACUUGAAGGACGAAGAUGGGGAUACUAGACCAAAGCAACCGUCUAGAGCCAAGGAGGCCAAUUCUCCGGAUCAUGAUACCCGCCCACUCCCAGGGUCCAUUUCGGCAACACUUACAGACAACACUCGAAUGACGCCGUCAGACCACUGGCAGGAUGUUCGACAUUUGGUUCUAACUGCCUCGGAGUCAAUAAACUAUGCACCGGGGGAUAUACUCCACAUCACUCCUCGGAAUUUCCCCCAGGAUGUAGAUAGACUUAUAUCACUGAUGGGCUGGGAAGAACAAGCCGAUAUACCUCUACAGUUUGUGACUGGCGAUGGCUCCCUUGCGUCAGCCUCGGUCUCUGCACCGUCAAUUCCCUUCUUGCUUGGUUCACCUGGUUUCACUCUCCGCACGCUUCUUACCGACUAUCUAGACAUCAUGGCCAUUCCCAGACGGUCAUUUUUCAGUCAGAUUGCCCAUUUCACAAGUGACGAGAUGCACAAAGAGCGACUUUUAGAGUUCACGAAUCCAGAGUACAUAGAUGAGUUCUACGACUAUACCACCCGGCCGAGACGAAGCAUACUGGAGGUCUUGGCUGAGUUUGAUACCGUUAAGAUUCCAUGGCCAUCGGUCUGCUCCGUUCUGCCGGUGCUUCGAGGAAGACAGUUCAGUCUGGCAAGUGGCGGCAAGCUCAAGACCUCGGCGCGUGGGGGUACACGCUUUGAGCUGCUGGUUGCCAUUGUCAAGUACCAGACUGUGAUCAAGAGGAUCCGCCAAGGGGUUUGUACGCGGUAUCUAGCUGCUUUGCAGCCUGGAAGCACGCUGAAAGUGCAGGUGCAAAAGGGGGGACUCCAUUCUUCAGCCAAACAGCUCUCUGACCCAUCUGUGUUAAUUGGUCCCGGAACAGGCGUUGCUCCAAUACGGUCACUGCUGUGGGAAAAAGCGGCGAUGGCCGAGGAGUACAAGAAGAACCAGAACCGCGGUCCAGACGAGCAGCCCUUGACUCUUGGGCCUGUGAUACUGCUGUACGGUGGGCGCAACAAGGCAGCAGAUUACUUCUUUGAAGGUGAGUGGGAAGAGCUCAAGGCCCAGCUCAACUUGAGGGUGAUCACGGCCUUUUCGCGAGACCAGAAGAAGAAGUACUAUGUUCAAGAUGCGCUGCGGGAGAACUCCUCGAUGUUCUAUGAGCUGCUGCACGAGAAGGGAGGGUCGGUGUUUGUGUGUGGCUCGUCUGGCCGGAUGCCCCAGGCUGUUCGGGAGGCGCUGAUAGAGGCCUUCCAGGCUCCACUGGGCGAUUCCGCAGAGAGCAGACAGAUGGCGGAGAAGUACCUGAUAGACAUGGAGAAGGUCGGGCGAUACAAGCAGGAGACGUGGUAG
Messenger RNA from Trichophyton benhamiae CBS 112371, 1893 nucleotides. RefSeq lists its product as uncharacterized. Gene Ontology annotation, molecular function: FMN binding; NADPH-hemoprotein reductase activity; flavin adenine dinucleotide binding. Gene Ontology annotation, cellular component: cytosol. The record is from RefSeq and is a predicted model, not a curated record. Bases 1 to 1893 code for a protein of 630 amino acids. Lineage: Eukaryota; Fungi; Ascomycota; Eurotiomycetes; Onygenales; Arthrodermataceae. The transcript is spliced from 4 exons.